AAAAGGGAGGGCUGUGGAUUACACCGUAGCUCACGCAAAGGCGCAGUUAACGUAAAUAAGGCUGUAUGUGCCUGCAAACCAAAUUCUGAGUACGACAAACUGACUUAAGUAGUAACUGUAAUGGCAGCGAGUGUAGGACUGGCCAUGAAUCCGCCGCACACGACAGAAGAAAGGGCGGUUUUCACGCAACUGAAGCCCGUGAGGAUGUCGGGAGCGGACACGGCUGAGGACACGUCCGUGUUUGAGGACGUCAAACCCGCGACCCGACUGGAAUUGGACAAAUACCUUCCUCCGGUCAGCAGUCCUCUGUUGAGUCCUUCAACUGACACAACCGACAAGAAGUACAGACGAGAGAGCGCCUCCGUGGUCGAUGAGUACUUCUCUGAGGACAAACCGUCAACCCCUUACAGCCUCAACAUUAACGUCAUUCUUCCCAGCACCACUCAUCUGCGCACAGGCCUCUACAGACCCAACACCAAGACCCUCACGCCGCAUCAGAUCAAGACAGAACCCGGGCUGGAGGUGCCCUGCUCCAUCCCCACUGCCACUCAGGCCCUGCCGGACUUCACCUCCGUCUUCAACGUGCCACCGGUGGUGAACAACGUUUUCAUAAAGCCAGACGUGAGCUCUGGAGGAGUAGGGAGUGUGGCCGCAGGAUCUCAGCAGCAACAGCAGCAGCAGCAGCAGCAGCAGCCAAAUUUGGACACAGAGCUUCACAUUGGGCCUCCGCCUCCCCAGCAGCCGGUCUACCACAUGCCCAUCACUACCUGCGCCGACCUCACCAUGACCCUGUCACACACCAGCCCGUCGGCGCACGGCUCCAACGGCGGCAGCAGGACCAUGCUUAACCUCGGCAACGUCGCACUGCCGACAUCCAGCGGCAACUACAUGAUGGCAGAGCACCAGCAGCACCAGCAGCACCAGCACCAGCACCAGCACCAGCACCAUCAGCUCGGCUACUACCAAGCCUCUCCAAACAACUCAUCUCAGCACACGGCGCCUCACAGCCUGCCGCCCUCGCCCCCAAACUCCCAGCCUGGGAGCCCUGACGGCCAGGCAGAGCUGCUCAGCUUAGCCUCUCAGCCUCCGCCGCCCUAUCAGCAUCGUCUGGGGGGGUUGAAGGUGACGGGAUUGUCUUCUCAUGCUAUGCUGAUGACACACGGCCAGGGAGUCCUGACAGGUCCCAAAUAUAACAGGCGGAACAACCCAGAGCUGGAGAAGAGGAGGAUCCACUUCUGCGAUUACCCAGGCUGCACCAAAGUUUACACAAAGAGCUCUCAUCUGAAGGCGCACCAGAGGACACACACAGGUGAGAAACCGUACCGCUGUACAUGGGAGAACUGCGACUGGCGUUUCGCCCGGUCGGACGAGCUCACUAGACACUACCGGAAGCACACCGGGGCCAAACCCUUCAAGUGCAUCGCCUGCAGCCGCUGCUUCUCGCGCUCGGACCACCUGGCUCUGCACAUGAAGCGUCACCAGAACUAAACGCGGAUACAACCUGCACAUGCAUAAACACACACAAGUCGAGCAGUAUCCACGCACUACGUGACAGCCACAUGAAGCUACAGGCUUUAAAUUAACUAAACCAAAAUCAUCCCUGUGCACUGGUGUUUAGUACUGGUACUGUAUGUUGCUACCACAUGCGUUAAGUGUUAGCAGACAUCAAAGUGUAGCUAAAGAUCUUCUAAAAUACCUCCACGGGCCGCCGGAUUGUGGUCUCCGAUCACUUUUCGGUCAGGGUGAAUGGAUCUGAAGGAGAUCAGAGCUUGUUUUUACACUUCCUAGCCUCGGAUUAAUUAGCUGCUCUGUUAUCCAGUCAGUUUCACUGGAUUUCACAGAGACACUUCAGGUUUCCUCCUUUUCAGAGAUAGUCUAGUCAAGUCAGUCUCGACACCAGAGCUAAUGAUCUACCAAAAACCCAGGGAUGAUUUUGGUGUCUUGAUUUUAAACACAUUCACACAAAAAAUUGCAAUCUGAACUGUGGUGUGUGGCUUCUGCGAUGGAUUUGGGACUCCUUCUGAUUAAAUCCGGGAGAGAAAAAAAAACUUUUUUUUCUACUAUACAGAACACAAAACUGUCUCUUUUCCUUCAAAUAUCUGCUGCCAACUUCAUCGCCAGCUUGUAUCGUUUUGAGGCUCGAACUUUCAAGGAGAGGCGGAAGCCUGUUCCCCUCCGUCCUGCCUGUGUAAAUACUUGUUUAUAAGUGUGCUUUUGUGUGUUUGAGAAUGCAACGAAUGUAUUGCAAUUGAUACUUGACAACUUUUUGUUUGUUCUUUUUCUUCUUUAUUAUUUUUUUUUUUCAUUGAAUGUUAAAUAUCAGCAACUUCCUUGCAGUAUGAUCUCACUCUGAGGGUCUAAGAAAGAUGAUCGAUAGUCAAACGAGUCUCCGGGGAAAAAGUUAAUCAUCGCCUAGUUCUGCCUGUUUCAGCACAGGUAAUACCUGCCGAGCUCAGAGAGCACAGAGAUUUGCCAAUGUUUGUAUCCAUGACAUUACCCGUUGCCCCGGCAACCAAGCUCCUUUGACAACAGUUUGCGGUUUGCUUGCAGGUCCUAUUCAGCGCCGUUUUAUUUUUUCUCCCUCUUAGUUUUUUUUUUUAUUCUCUGGUAUUUGUUCAGCACUUCAGCUCAAGAUGGGUGGACAGCCCUGUUAUGUAAUCAGCUUUUUGUUUGUCUGCAAUGUACGGUGCGGCUUCUACAUCGCACUCACACAGUCAGCCACGUGACGUAAACUCGAUUGCAUGACACACUAAUUGUCAGUUGCAACUUCUGCAAUUCCCCCCCCCCGCCACCUCCUCCCCGGGGUGUAAAAAAGACUUUAAUCCAACAGUUUGGAAUACCCAGGCAAUUUUGUGCAGCGCUUGUACACUUGCCAACAACUGGAAUUACAGUAAGGGGAAAAAUAUGUUGCACAGUAUAAAAGAACAGUCUGAUUCCAAGAAGUGAAACGGUUACCAAGCAGGAAAAAUGUCCCGAAGUAAUCGGAUUGAGAACUUGACAAAGCAACCGGUUGAACAAUCAGCGUGGUCACAAAUAUAAAAGUGAACUGUAUUGUUCAUGUCUAAACCUGAACUUUCUCAGGGUGUCUUCCAGUGAAGCUUAUUUAGUGAUCAAUAACACAUUCUGUCUGUGUUUUCACCAUUCACGCACGUUGUUUUCUUUUAAGCCAGUCAACUGAAACGUAAACCAACUGGGCUGAGUGGUGUUGGGGCCACACCCACAGCUCAUUCCACCUUAACUCAGAUUCCUGUCUUCGCUCUUUCAAGCUCUUUGCCGUGGAGAUUCGAAACUGUACUGCUUCAGUUAAAAAUACACAUUAAGGAACAAAGUGGCCAGCUUUAAAAAAAAAGAACAAAUUUUAUUGAUCUUAACCUCUUGAAACAAUUCUUGGAAUUUGCUCAUUCAUGUUUAGCGUCCUGCCUCUCCACCAGGGGGCGCUACUCAGUUUUUAUCAGACCAGCUCUGCACCUGAUAACCUGCACCACCUGCUGGACAGGAACAAAACAGCAGCAGUACUUUAGCCCUUUUUAUGUCAGCUCCUACAGGCAAGAAAAGUGGGAAAGGAAUAGCUACACGUGCAUGCGAAGUACGUUAAAGCUAAUUGGUGUUUUCAAUGAGUAAAAUAAAAUUUUCUAUUUUAAAACCUAUAAAACGACAAUUAUAACACUUUACCUACAGGGGGCACAGUGCAGAGUUUUCUGCAGGCUAGGUUUCCGCACUGUAUGUUUUGUUGCUGUUGCUUUUCUUGCCAGCAGGUGUCGCUUGUCCGAAUGCGUCUUCAGUUCUGAGGCACAGAUUUUAAAAUACGCAAACCUUGCGAGCACAUGCACAAACGUGGCAUUUAGGUGGCGCCGCAACAUUUAGGCAACAAGGGGGGACGUUUGUUCAAAGUCGGUGGUUGGUUUUAUUGUCAUUGAAACUUGACCCUGAUGCUACGUUCACAUCAGCGUUGCAUUCUCGGUGGAAGCGGGUGAUAUGUGUCCAUCAUGUGAACGCACCACGAGGCUUAAGGUUCCAACCAAAACAUGAAGCACUGAUUGACUCCAGUCACUCUGAUGUGUGUUCAUUCACAAGAAAACGCAUCCUCUAAUUUCAACCCUGUGAUUGUUUUAGUUUUUCUUUAAAAGGUUUAGUCCCAAGGAAACAAGUUCUCCUGCCUCUCUCAAGAAGGGAGCACUGACCACCCACUGUGUACAUAUAUGUAGUUUUAUUUCCAACAGAAGUCUUUGUAAAUAUGUGUUUUAUUUCCUAUUAUAAUAUUAAUAUUUCUAAUAUUUCUUUUUUUUUAAUAGAGGGCUAUUCGAUCGGUUGAACUUGAGAUUUGUUUAAUUUUGUUUUGAUACUUCGUGUGUGUCAGAAAAUUAUCAAAUUGUGUAUGUACAAAUUAAUAAGAACAACAUUUUUUUUGUUUUUGUUUUCUGUUUGUGCAUCAAUGAUGCUGCAAGGAAAUAAUAAUAAUAAAAAAAAAUCAUAAAAUAUA
This is a messenger RNA of Mugil cephalus (flathead mullet), 4480 nucleotides long. RefSeq names its product Kruppel-like factor 5 like (gene klf5l). Gene Ontology annotation, molecular function: RNA polymerase II cis-regulatory region sequence-specific DNA binding; DNA-binding transcription factor activity, RNA polymerase II-specific. The transcript has 4 exons. Gene Ontology annotation, biological process: regulation of transcription by RNA polymerase II. The record is from RefSeq and is a predicted model, not a curated record. Lineage: Eukaryota; Metazoa; Chordata; Actinopteri; Mugiliformes; Mugilidae. The coding region runs from base 121 to 1488 and encodes 455 amino acids.